Molecule: messenger RNA, 7227 nt
Organism: Haliotis rufescens (red abalone)
Lineage: Eukaryota; Metazoa; Mollusca; Gastropoda; Lepetellida; Haliotidae
Exons: 6
Coding region: 334-6786 (2150 amino acids)
Biological process (GO): protein localization to ciliary inversin compartment
Cellular component (GO): ciliary inversin compartment
Molecular function (GO): protein binding
Source: RefSeq, a predicted model, not a curated record
CACAAGUAUGGUUAGACAUGUUAAAUUACUUUCAACUGCGCAGAAUAGGUUGUGUCCUGCUUAUACACAGAUUACCAGCUUUUAUAAUUUGACACGGACUGGAUGAGACAAAAUACAGAAAUCUAAACUAAAACCUACAGAAAGUCCGACUGACAUGGAAAAGAAUGUGUGACUAAUCAUAACCUGACACUUACUCCGGAUGCAAUGAAUCAGGCACAGCCUGAAUUGUGGGGCGAAAUAUCUUCCUCAUCAGUUCACGGUUCAAAAACACACACGCAGUCACACUCAACUUGUGCACCUAUUUCCAGUGAGUAGCAUAAACCGACGAGCACAAUGGGAGAUAGCCCAGAUGAGAGUGAUGACGAUAUUGCCCAGAGACACAUCCUCCUCCCCUGGGUGCCCUCCGCAAGGACAGCAGCAAGUCCCUUCCUUGCCGCCGCAGAACUUACCGGCAUCAAAAGACGAUGGUCUAAAAGUGACAGAUGUUGCAUACACCACAUGCCAUCUCCAUAUGAACCAAAAAGUCGAGAUUCAUCAGUACCAAGCAUUGAUCAAACCACGUCAUAUGGGACACCUGCAGAAGGAGACGUACCUGAAUCAAGCGUUGAUCAAACCACGUCAUAUGGGACACCUGCAGAAAGAGAGGCGCCUGAAUCAAGCGUUGAUCAAACCACGUCAUAUGGGACACCUGCAGAAGAAGACGCACCUGGAUCAAGCGUUGAUCAAACCACGUCAUAUGGGACACAUGCAGUAAGAGAUGCACCUGAACCAAGCGUUGAUCAAACCACGUCAUAUGGGACACAUGCAGAAGGAGACGCACCUGAAUCAAGCGUUGAUGAAACCACAUCAUAUGGGACACCUGCAGAAAGAGACGCACCUGAAUCAAGCGUUGAUCAAACCACCUCAUAUGGGACAUCUGCAGGAAGAGACGCACCUGAACCAAGCGUUGGUCAAACCACGUCAUAUGGGACACCUGCAGAAGGAGACGCACCUGAAUCAAGCGUUGAUCAAAAGACAUCGCACGGGGCACCUGCCGGAAGAGGCGCACCUGAAUCAAGCGUUGAUGAAACCACAUCAUAUGGGACACCUGCAGAAAGAGACGCACCUGGAUCAAGCGUUGAUCAAACCACGUCAUAUGGGACACAUGCAGUAAGAGACGCACCUGAACCAAGCGUUGAUCAAACCACGUCAUAUGGGACACAUGCAGUAAGAGAGGCACCUGAAUCAAGCGUUGAUCAAACCACGUCAUAUGGGACACAUGCAGUAAGAGGCGCACCUGAACCAAGCGUUGAUCAAACCACGUCAUAUGGGACAUCUGCAGAAGGAGACGUACCUGAAACAAGCGUUGAUCAAACCACGUCAUAUGGGACACCUGCAGUAAGAGACGCACCUGAAACAAGCGUUGAUCAAACCACGUCAUAUGGGACACCUGCAGAAGGAGACGCACCUGAAACAAGCGUUGAUCAAACCACGUCAUAUGGGACAUCUGCAGUAAGAGACGCACCGGAACCAAGCGUUGAUCAAACCACGUCAUAUGGGACAUCUGCAGAAGGAGACGCACCUGAAUCAAGCGUUGAUGAAACCACAUCAUAUGGGACACCUGCAGAAAGAGACGCACCUGAAUCAAGCGUUGAUCAAACCACCUCAUAUGGGACAUCUGCAGGAAGAGACGCACCUGAACCAAGCGUUGGUCAAACCACGUCAUAUGGGACACCUGCAGAAGGAGACGCACCUGAAUCAAGCGUUGAUCAAACGACAUCGCACGGGGCACCUGCCGGAAGAGCUGCAAGUGACUCAAGCGUUGAUAAAAAAACGUCAAAUACAACGCCUGUAGGUGGAGACGGGCCUGUAUUACCCGUUCAGAACACAUCUCACGGCACAACGGAGAAUACCCAUCCUCCUCGCAGAAGAGAGAUGCCUGACGCAGGGGCCAUGUCGCACAAAGGAUGGAUGUCUCAUGCAACAGACCAAGAUGUUGUUGCUAUGCCAUCACAAGAACAAGGUUUGACUGUCAAUGUUUUCAACAUCACGAACAGUGAGGGAAUACAUGUCACCCAGGAACGGAUCGUGUCGAAAGGAAGACUUUUCGAACCUGACGUUUCUCCAUCAACAGAACCAGUCGGUCAUGACAUGACUACAAGUUGGAAUCAGAAGGACAACCCAUCUGUACAGUCCAGAACAGAUACAUAUAUGCCACACUGUUCCAACUCUAAAUCACAGUUGAAGGGUCAACAGAUACACCAAGCAAAAGAGGAAGAUACCAGUCGUUCGCCAAAACUGAAGCGGAUCUCUGACAGAACACAACAACUAUUACUGCUGACAGAGAAGGAGCUGUUCACGCCGACAAAGGCACUGGCAAUAGCCAAGCGGUCCCUUUUGGAACUCGGUGUAGUGCUUGUCACAGGAAGGUCAGGGGAUGGGAAGACAACUCUGUGUUAUAGAGUUUUGAAGGACAUAGCAAAUAUUCAACAUAGAACCCCUCUCAUCAUCACCACAGCAGAUGACUGGAAAUAUAUACCACCCCCAAGACACGUAAAUAACAUUUCUGAAGAGGAAAAGUAUGUGGUUUUCAUUGAUGACAUAUUUGGUCGAACUAAUUUAUCAAGGGAGGAUCUUAGAAUGUGGGAACGAGAACUGCCGAUUAUGUGGCCUUUAGUUGAAUCUGGGCAGGUGUUUCUGCUGCUCUCAUCAAGGGGAAACAUUUACAAACAGUGUCAGCAAGGUCUAAAAACUUACAAAAUCUUUUCUGCAUUGAAAGAAGUAGGGUUAAACACGGACAUAUAUGGUCUCAAUGUGAAGGAAAAAAUGGAAAUGCUAGAAGCAUAUCUGAACAGAAGAACAGCACUGAAGAUGACUUAUGAUGAGAUGAGACAAGCUGUGAAGACAAGCAAUGAGCUAGGUUUCCCACAAAUAUGCAGGUUUUACAUCAGCAGCAGAGAAGCCCAGAAACGAGGAGUCAAGUUCUUCAGUAGACCAUUACAGUAUCUGAUGGAUGAGGUUAACACUCUCAGGGAGUUUGAUCCCCAAGCCUACGGAGUAUUACUGCUUCUUGCGUUUGAGGAAGGUGUUAUCAAACAAUCCCAUGUUGACCCAUUUUCCUCAGAAUGUGGUCCUCUCAUCAAGAAUUGGGAACUGAUCAGAUCUCUAUGCAACAUAAGCCCAGAAUUUGGGCUCGGUGAUGUUUGUAACGUUGCCAAAAGAUUAUGUGGUAUGUAUUUGUCCUUUGUUGGGGGAUAUUACAGAUUUAGCCACCGAUCCAUCCAUGAGACUAUUGUCUUGGAGUUCACAUCAAAGUACCCAGGAAAGGGUAUAGAAAUUUCUCCAAUUAACAUUCUUGUGGAAUUUGUCAGGACAGUUGAAUGUGAAGACAAAACUGCCACAUCUAUUCUUCUCAGUGAGGAUUACUACAAAGAUUUUGCGGUCAGGAUAAUUGAACUACUCAAAUCCAGAAAUUCUGAAAAAGUCAUGGACCAUUCUGCUCUAAGGAAUGAUACGUUUCUCCAGUACUUCCAUAGUGCACUCUCCGAGGAUGACCGAAAAACUUUAUGCUCCACAACCAUACCUUCAACAUACACCAACAUAGGGGCAUAUUCAGUGUUUUCAAAUGAUUACAUUACAGCUAACUACCAAGACAAGUUGGAGUAUUUCAACUCUGAAAUGCAGGCCAUACAGCUUCCUGUUCCAGAGCUGUAUAUAACGUCAAUACUGUUCGCUAAAGGUCUACAGUCCAUUGCCACAAUACUUACUCCAUCAUCAUUUCAGGGCUGUAGAAUGGAUAUGAACAUGUUUCUUGCAAGCUCCGCAUUUGUUGGGGACUUGACCACUGUUGAGAGGCUCCUUGAUAGUGGCAUUGUUCCCAACGAAACUUGUGUCUUGUCUGCUCUUUUGGCAUUGGGAGACAAUGAAAACGUUUUAAGGAAAAUCCUAUGCCACCAUCAAGCUCCACUACUUGAUACAAACAUGCUGUUGUUUUCUUUGAAAUUUGCUGUGCAUUGUAACAGAGUGAAUACACUGAAAGUUAUCACGAAGAGCAUUGUGAACCAUCAAGCAAAGGAGAAAAUGGUUGACAUUGUUGCCAAAUUAUUUUUUGUUCAGAUGUCAGCUGUACAUGGACAUGUGCCUUUAAAUUUGCCGCUGACAGUAGCCAAUGAACAUGAACACAAAUCUUCUGUUGACACAUUCCAUGUGCUUGUUGCUGCAGAUGCAGAAUUAGACUUUGCAAAAUGCUUAAGCUUUGUAAGCCAGACCACAGACAUUGAGUUAUUAGAGAGUAUCACAUGUGAAAUACGGAAAAGAGAGAAAGGGUCACUACAGUAUCAACAAUCAUUUGACAGACAUAAUGAUUUAGAAACAGAUUGUUCUGCAACUUCAAGUCCUGCUACAUGUCCUGAAUUUCAUCUCAAGUCGCUGAUCAAUUCAAAGGACGAAUAUGGUUGCACACCACUCCACAAUGCAGCUUAUGAGAGCUCAGCAGAAUGUGUCAAGUUUCUCUUGGACAAUGGCGCAAAUCCAAACUCUGAGACAAUCACACUGGAAACACCGUUGCAUGAAGCUGCUCGCACCAAGAAAGAUCGUUUGUCAAAAAUGGAGUCCCUUUUGGCAGCAGGUGCCGAUGUAAAUGCAGCGGACAUAGGUAGUGGCACACCACUUCAUUCACUGGCGCUGAAAGGCAAUUUGACAGAAUUUCAAUACCUUUUACUAAAAGGUGCAAAAAUGAAUGCUGAUAGUCUAGGCCAGACUCCUCUACACCGUGCAGCAAGUGUAUAUACAGUUGACAAUACUGUAAUUCAGCUCCUGGUGGAGAAUAUAGGUGACAUAAAUCAUAGUGAUUAUUAUGGUUGUACACCAUUGAUCUACAUUGCUGGGAAGGGUUCUUUUGCAACGCUGAAAUAUGUCAUAGAAAAGGGGGCUGAUGUUAAUGCUAAAACGAGAAUGGGGAAGACAGCAUUACAUGAGUCAGUUUUGUCCUCCAUUGAAUCAGUUCAUAAGGCAGAGUUACUCUUACAGCAUGGUUGUGGUAUCAAUGAAAUCAGUGAGGAGGGGUUCACUCCGUUACUCUGCGCUGCCCAGCAAGGUACCUUUGAGUCACUGAAGCUACUCGUAGAUAACCAAAGUGAUGUUUCUGUGAAAGACAAGCAAGGGCAGACUGCGCUACAUCUUAUACCUCAUUACUCAAUAGAUGAGGCAAAGAAAAUCAGCUACCUUUUAAAGGCUGGAGCUGACAUUAAUGCUGUAGAUGACAAGGGGGCUACUCCCUUGCAUGUUGCAGCUGCUGAAGGUUGUUUAGCAUCCGUUGAGCCCCUUGUCAAGUACAAAGCUGAUAUUAACUCACGUGAUACUGAUGGACUCACUGUUCUGCACAGGGCUGCACAAUCUCUCACAGACUCGGAGGCGAUCAUUGAAAUCUUGAUUGCUAAAGGGGCUAAUGUCAACAUGAGAGAUAACUCUGGGUUGACAGCUUUGUGCCAUGCAGCAGAACAUGGAACUUUGAACAGUUUACAGAUUUUGGUGGCAAAUGGAGCAGACAUGUUUGUUAGGAGUUCCACUGGAGAGACAGUGUUACAUAUGGUGGUUAAGAAAUACCACAUGCCUUUAGAAAAAGUAGAAUUCUUAAUGGAAAGGGGUGUCAACGUGAACCUUUUGGAUUGUUCCGGAACAAGCCCUCUGCAUUAUGCAGCUCUUGAGACAUCUUACAAAACAGUUAAGUUUCUUGUGGAACAUGGAGCAAAAAUCCAGUGUUCUAAUGACAAUGGAACAACUCCACUUCACAACGCCGUAGAGUCAACGAUUAACAGAAAGCAAAAGGUUGAGCUCUUGAUCAAACAUGGAGCUGAUGUAUUCGCAGCGGACAAGAAUGGUGACACUCCUUUACACGUUGCUACAGACGGCGGCUUUGAACGGUUGGAACUGCUUAUAGUUGAUCUGAACAUAGAUAUUUCAAAUACUGACAAACAAGGAAAUACUUUGUUGUACAGAGCGGCCAUGUCUAGCCGUGAUAUCAAGUCGAAGGCAUUACUGUUACUCGACAAAGGAGCAGACAUCAAUGCUACAGGCAAACAUGGUUGGAGCUUGAUACACUGGGCCAUUUGUUUGGGGAGCGGAGAGGACCUGGCAGAGCUUCUAGAAAGAGGUGCCUGUGCAUCAAGUAUAGAUGAGGAUGGGUCGAGUCUCCUUCUCAAGGCAGUCAAAUCCAAAACAGACGCCUUGAUUAAGGUCCAGCUGUUGCUGAUGAAGGGUUUGUCGCCAAACCAAUUAGACGGAAAAGGUUGCACACCGUUGCAUAUUGCAGCCAAAGAAGGUCUGUUUCAAGUAAUGAUGUUCCUUCAUAAGAAUGGUUCAGACACUUCAGCAAGGAAUAAUGAUGGAAGGACAAUAUUACAUGAGGCAGCGGUAUCACAGAUAGAUACACAUAAAAAGGUGGUGUCACUGGUGGAGGACGGUGUGGAUGUAAACGCACUCGACAACAAUAAUAUAACCCCACUGCAUGACCUAGCGAGACAGGGGCCAUUUGAAACACUUGAAUACAUCAUUAGUCAAGGAGCUGAUGUCACUUUCACAGACAAUCUUGGAAAAACACCUUUGCACUUAGCUGCGAGCGCAGGGUUGGGUGGUGUAAAGAAGGUUGGGUUACUCCUUGAUAAAGGUUGUUCUGUGAACGUGGAGGACUACAAGGGACACACCCCAAUGAAUGAUGCAUCUGUGGCUGGGGAUACUGACUGUGUGAAUUAUCUUGCUCAGAGAGGUGCAACAGGUCGGGAUGAGGAUGCAGGUGGAGGUUUAGCCUAGUGGUUAAAGCUUUCGCGGGUUCUAUUUCCCACAUGGAUUCAGUGUGUCAAGCCCAUUAAUAUAGAAAUUGUAAAGUAGCUAAAUCUAAAAAACUCACUUGUUAUGAAGUGGCGGUCGGUUAGCCUAGUGGUUAAAGCGUUCGCUCGUCACGCCGAAGACCCGAGUUCGAUUCCCGACAUGGGUACAAUGUAUGAAGCCCAUUUCUAGUGUCCCCCGCCGUGAUAUUGCUUGAAUAUUGCUAAAAGCGGUGUAAAAUUAUACUCACUCACUCACUCACUCGGUAGUUAUGAACAUACAAUACAGCGUUAUUGAUGUCACAUUCUUUAAGUAAACAAUGAAAUCUGUUUCAUUUGGAAACUGUCUUUCCAAGAGUGAAGGGGGGCACGGGUGGUCUAGUCGUCUAAGGCGCCGCGAUUCAGAGCAGAGCUGUGUCCCUUGGGC